ACCGGUAGUGACGUGAAAAUGGCGUCCUCCGCUGCCCGGCUGGCAGCACGUUGGCUAUCAGCAUCCGUUUCUUCUGGACACCGCAGCGGCCGGUUUCUGACCGUCUCCUCCAGACAUGCAGGAGUCUGUUCAUGGACGGUGCCGCCGUCACACCGGGCAGGGUCAGCGGUUAGCACGAGCUCCUGGACACACGGGAAUAUCGUGACAUUGAGAGGACUGACAGGCUCGAGAUGUCCCCAUGGCAUCUCCUGUCAUUCUUUUCACACCAGCAGCAGGUCGACUAACAAGCAGGACUUCUAUGAAGUCUUGGGUGUCUCUCGCACUGCGACACAGAAGGACAUCAAGAAGGCUUACUACCAGUUGGCGAAGAAAUACCACCCUGACACCAACCCAGAUGACCCAGGGGCCAAAGAGAAGUUUGCAAAGCUGGCUGAAGCCUAUGAGGUGCUGAGUGACGAAGUGAAGAGGAAGCAGUAUGACACAUACGGAGCGGCGGGCUUCGACCCAGGCCGUGCUGGGGCAGCAGGCCAGCAGCAGUACUACAGGGCCGGGGGGACCACAAUAGACCCCGAGGAGCUCUUCAGGAAGAUCUUUGGAGAGUUUACAGGAGGAAUGGGCUUUGGAGACAUCCACAACAUGUUUGAACAAAGGCCUGAGUUUGUGAUGGAGCUUACAUUUGCAGAGGCAGCAAAGGGCGCAAAUAAGGACCUGACUGUGAACAUUGAUGACACGUGCCCGAGGUGUGAUGGACAGGGCAACGAGCCGGGAACCAAAGUGCUUCACUGUCACUACUGCAACGGCACCGGCAUGGAGACAUUGAACACGGGUCCUUUCAUGAUGCGCUCUGCCUGUCGACGCUGCGGUGGGAAGGGAUCAAUCAUAAACACGCACUGCGCUCUGUGCCGAGGUACAGGACAGACCAAGAAGAGGCAGACGGUCACUGUGCCAGUACCUGCUGGAGUGGAAAAUGGUCAGACAGUCCGUAUGCCAGUAGGAACAAGAGAAAUCCUCAUUACAUUCAGGGUCCAGAGAAGCCCGGUGUUCAGGCGCAAUGGAGUAGACAUCCACUCAGAUGUGUUCAUCUCUGUAGCUCAGGCCAUCCUGGGGGGCACAGCCACCGCACAGGGCCUCUAUCAGACCAUCAGUAUAGUGAUUCCUGCCAGUUGCCAGUCUGAUCAGGUGAUCCAGCUGCAGGGGAAAGGCAUUCGGAGGAUGAACAGCUACAGCUACGGAGAUCACUACGUUCACAUCAAGAUCAGAGUGCCAAAGAAGUUGACUCGCAGGCAGCGCUCCCUGUUGCUGAGUUACGCUGAAGACGAAGUAGAUGUUCAGGGGACGGUCAACGGUGUCGAGCCCUCUACAGGAGGGGGCAGCAGCACCUCACAUUCUGGUGCGAAGUCGACCAGCUCAGAGGAGGGACAGGACAAGCAGCAGCAGCAGAAGGAAGAGGGAGGCUUCUUCUCUAAGCUAAAGAAAAUGUUUAGCUGACACUCAGGCUGCAGGUGGGAGCUUCAAACGGUAAAGAACGACGGUAAACAUGGAAAAAGAAGAAAGGAAAUCCACCGACUGGGCCUCCAUGCUGUCUCCUCCUGCUUUGGGGAUUGAGCAAGGAGGAGGAAGAAGAGAGGCAGAGUGGUAUUUGUGUUGACACAGUCACACAUUGUUGAAGCUGUGGUUGGCAAACAGGCCACGCAGACGCCAGGUCCACCCACACACCCACUGGCCCGUCACCACAGACAGGUGCUGAGCUGAGAAACUUAAGAAGCUGCUGGAAGAGAAACAAGAUGGCGACUACAGAGGACUAUUGUGGUACAACUCUCAUCCCUGCGUACUUUGAAACUGCACUGCUCGUUGAGUCACAAAGUGCUCUGCAGACAGUAACUCUCUGUUUAAUAAAACCAAGUACGAUGAGGCAGACAGGAAUUAAAUGUCAGCUUGAAAAAUACUUAGAAGAGAGGAUGACCACCCACUACACUCACUUUACGUCAUUACACAACCAGCAUGUCAAAUACACUUUUCCAAGGCAUGGUCUAAAUGUUGGUGAGCCUGCUAUGCAGUCACCCUCUCAUCUAUGUAGGACACUGUUGAUGAGCACUUAUUUUUAAGGAAUACUUCACCUUCCCAAAUGACCACUUGUACAUCAAUUAAUUGUACUGUGUUAAGUGGAAUUUGUCAAGAAAUCUUAGUUAAUACUCAGAUGUCUCCGGUGAACGAAGAAUCCAAAAAUUGAGAGAAUGCUUGAUGAAUUAAAAAAAGGAGACACAAAACUAGUGCAUAUAAUCCAAGUCUUAAUCAAGCUUUUUUCCACAGUAAUUAGUGUGUAGGUCCUAAAAUGUUGAGGCAGAAGGAACUUGCUGUAGCUCUGGUUGAGAGUGAGAGACUGCCAGCACAUAGUUUGCUGGGCACAAGGAAAUGGAAAUCUGUGUGGGUACACGAGACCCUAAAAACAGAGGGUGGAUCGUGGAGAGCACCACCAGUUGGUCCAGGAGCUUCUCCUCCAUGAUGGCUGUUUCCAGGCAUAUUUACGGAUGACUCUGGGGCAGUUUGACACCCUGCUGUCUAUCAUGAUGAUGGGGGUGCUUUUCCACUCUGACUUGAAUUUUUUCAAGUCAAGGAAUUCAGAGCGCUCGGGCAAAAACUCCAGGCGCCUAGAGCGUAGAAACUUGAGUAAAAAGCUUAAUUCUUAUUACAAAUUAUUACAAAAAGCCACCUCCAGCUGCUGAAACGCUUUCUGUGUGAUCAGGGCCUGAGGCAGUGGUAGACCAGCAGCUCCUGUUCUCAGUGAGGUAAAAUUACUGUCAGUGGAGUCUGGCUUUGAAGAGAGUAUAGGUAAGUUUCACUUGUAGUUCGGCUUCCCGAUGUAAAGAGCUGUCUGUUGUGGAAGCACUGAGCAUGUGACUGGAUACAUGACAUUUGGAUUAAACUAUAUGUGUUGUUUGAGCCAACCGUAUCAUAUGUUUUCAUAUAGUUUUUGGAUUCUUUGUUCACCUGAGGCAUGUGAGAAAAGCAAUUUUCUCCAUAAACUCAAUGUAUUUAAGGGAGAAUAAUUGAUAUACAAAUGAUUAUUUAAGGGGGGAGGUAUUCCUUUAGUGCGCAGUCGCCACACAACUCAGUAAAAAGAAUUUUGUUUUUAAAAAAAAAUCCUGGGACUCUCUGGAUAUUAAAACUUUCAAAGGCCAUGAAACAUCCAGUCCUGUGAAAUGCAUUGGGAGAAUAUUCUCAUAUUGUAGAAAGAAAGAAAUAAAAACUGGUUAAGAAAAGGAAGUCGUGAUUGUCUCAGUCAGACAUAGAUGUGUUCGAUAUGAUUUGUUGAAAAAAGCUGUGUUAUUUAAUAAAAUGCUAAAACAUU
Epinephelus fuscoguttatus (brown-marbled grouper) is the source of this 3349-nucleotide messenger RNA. RefSeq names its product dnaJ homolog subfamily A member 3, mitochondrial-like. The record is from RefSeq and is a predicted model, not a curated record. The transcript has 12 exons. Gene Ontology annotation, biological process: response to heat; protein folding; negative regulation of apoptotic process. Bases 19 to 1488 code for a protein of 489 amino acids. Gene Ontology annotation, cellular component: mitochondrion. NCBI's taxonomy places the organism in Eukaryota, Metazoa, Chordata, Actinopteri, Perciformes, Serranidae. Gene Ontology annotation, molecular function: heat shock protein binding; protein kinase binding; ATP binding.